UUUGACACGUCACCCUGCUUUAAACGAUGUCGCAAGCUUUAUCUGAUUCGUCUGGGCCUUUGGAGAUUUCGGGAAGGCCCAUCGUUUUGUUAAAACCCGUGAUCAAUGCCGUAACACACACAUCAAGCUAUGACAAAUCCGAAGACUAAAAAAUAAUAUUAAUACGAACUUCCAAAAUGAAAUACUAAAACAUAGAAAACUCUAUACCAUAACAACAUCAUAAAAAAAAUAUCUUAGGUUUACAAAAACUUUUACAAUGGAUGAGAAAUAUUAACCAUUCAUAUUCAUAACAAAUAUCUUUCAAUCUAAGAAUAAAAAGUUUUCUGGCCGUUGCGAAUGAGCCAUUGACACACAUGUAACGCAAUUACAUAAAUGUUGAAAAUCCAGAGGAAAAAAUUAAACCGUCCAAUUAUGGGUUACAAUAAAUAUACGAAAAAAAAUUGCAAAACCUAUCAAUCCACUUUCUCUAAGGAAAACAAACACGAAGCACCAUCAUCGGCCCUAUAUAAACAAAGAGAAGCAACGAAAAAACUAAAAAAUAACAUCAAAAGCAAAAAUACACAAACAGAGGAUUUUUUCAUGAGUUCCAUCAAGCCGAAACAAAGUAUCAUGCAGACCCUUGAGGCCAUGCCUGAAGACAUGCGUCUUCUAAUAGUUUCGAAAGUAGGCCAAAACUCCCCCGUCGACUACUUCAAUACGGUUUUGACAUGCAGAAGCCUAAGCUUCCGUCCAGACAACCCCUCUGUUGCCAAAGAUCUCAACCUCUCGCCUUUUGUUAAGAAGCCACUCCUAUCCAAUCAGUACGAAUCAUUAAUGGACGCCUGCCUUAAAGCAGACAAUAUUGAUGCUCACUUUGUAAAAGGUAUGAUUCAAUUCUUCCAAUCUCAAAAUCAAGUCCUAGGUCUACAUCACAUCCACAUAGCAUCAAAGAGUGGUCACCUACAAGGAAGAUACAUUUUUGGUGUUCUCUUCAUGGCCAUCGGCGAGACAGACAAAGGAAUCAAAAUCAUCAACGACCUCCCGGAAGAGAAAGGUAUUUCGUUGGUUGAGGAUUGAAUGAUAAAUUUCAAGAGGGCUCUGGAACGUUCAAUUCUUCAGAUGAGGGAUAUAUAUAAGAGCUCGGUUCUGAAAAUGUGGCCAGAGCUGAACUGCCAUCCUGGAGACGGAACGGCGAACACGGUCUGCUCAAAGUGUUUCCACUUCUUUUUACUCACCGAUUUCUACACGAUGAUGAUGGGCUUCAACAACCUUCUGGAUUAAGAACACCCGUAACACCAGACUUUAUUAAUAUCAACCCAUUCACCUUCUCUAUUAGCUUGAAAUAAAACUUCCUACCAUUUGGUUUUACAUAAAAGAUCUGUGUGGUUGUACAAUUUUAAACUAUUGUUUGGUUUUAGUUCCAAUUUUAAAUUUAAAUAAAGCAGAAAUUAAAAUUUCAAAAUUAAGAAAAAAUAAACCCAUGCAAUGAGAUAGUGCCAUAUAAUUUUAGUUCUGUAAGUGUAAUAAUUAUAAUAAAAAACAUACAAGUUAAAGAUAUUCUUCCAACCAAAAAUAUCAAACUCCGCUUCAAAAACUUUGCUUACGAUCCCAUAAACAUAAUACAAAAUUCAUUUCGAAUUCAUACAUCUUCCAUUGUAGUUAACACAGUAACGGAAAUUUGACACAUCAAACAUUGACCAAACAAAUUACAGUAGAGUAAAAGGUAAAACUAAGUUCAAGAUACAAAACAAAAACCUUUCUAUUCCAGAGAGAAAAUUGCAAUCAAGCACGACAACAACAAAAAACUACAUACAGUCCUAAAUACUACAUAGAAUACAACAAUUCCCAAAUUUUUAAAGGAAAACAUUACAUACGAAUCCAGCUUUUGGUGUUCGUUAAAGAUUUAUGUUCACUUCAAUGACAAACAUUUUAAUAAAAAACGCAAGGGUCUGUGCAACUAUAGCAUCUUCGAUAUUAGAUCACUUACUCUAUUCAUUUUUCUGUCGAGAAGCACCUGAUAGAAGUAGGUAGAGGCUGGAGGUAAGUGAUAUUUGCAGGCGAAAUUUGGUUUUCUUUUGGAGGUUAGUCAAAGCAAAAAAAACUUUGAAUGUUGUCCAUGUUCCAGGAGAAAAAUAUAUUUAGUUCGAAUGCAAUGAAAUAUGACUGUUUAUAACGUUUCUAAAUAACUCUCUGCGAAUUACUUAAGUCACAAGCCAAACUCACCGUACUUAUCGUAAUACUAAAAUACAAACAUCAUGCAAAAUAUCCAAUAUUUAAAAUAAACACAACCCUGCCUACACUCACUCAUAAGUUAACAACAAAAUAAAAGAACACAAUAAUACCAAUUUGAAAUAGGAAAAAAAUCCCAAACCCGGCGCGUAGCGCCGGCCAACCCCUAGUUUUAUAUAAACUAAACUUUAUCCGUGCUUGAUGCGGGAAGUUAUAGUUGAAAGUUUAAUGUUUGCUUAUACUUUAGACACUUCACGCCAUUUUUCUAAUAUUAUUAAUUUUAAACUAUUUUAUACAAUAAUUUUAAUACGAUUUAGCUGUUAAUAUGUAUUUUAAAAACUUAAGACCAAUUUCCCUUGGGCAUCUUAGAAAGGAAAUAUUCAUCAAAAUAGAAAGGUAUAUUAAAUUUAUUUCAUUGUUUGCACAUUGAUAUGGGGUGUCUGAAAAGCAAGUAACCUUUUAAAGUUCAUAAAAAUAUUACUAUUUCACAUAAGAGUAUUUUAUAACCUUCGUAUUAAUAUUUUGGUAUAAUUUAUAGUUUAAUAUCCAACAUACUAUUUACCAUCUAACAUAUAGUAGAAACGAUAAGAAAAUGUGUUAUACGUUAUUAGAUAUUUUAGAUAUUAACAUUCUUUUUUUUUUGGCAUCUCAUUUUAUUAAAAGCCCACAAAGAGCUAUAAGAAAACACAAAUAUACAAAGAGACAUAAGGAAAAACCCAAACUUUAAAAACCCAAAAGGAGAAAAUGACAAAGUCCAAGCCAGAUCAUGUCCACGUGUAGGGCUGCUACGAAAGUAAAGACACACGGCAUAGAGGACCUUCUCCUUCCUCCACGGGCCUGAAACCCGACGCUAUGAUUUUCUGAUACCGGAAAUCGACAGGGACCAAGGCAAAUCGGAUAACCAAUUCCAGAACGGUUGAGCCAUACCGAACCAUCAACUCAAAGCUUAAAUCCACUUGUAUCACGAACAUGAUAACUUCAGAGAUAGCUUAAAUCCAUCUAAUUCAGCCCAGAUCAUCUUUAAAGAUAAAAAUAAGCCUGAAGAUGAAGAACCCGUAAAACGGGAAUAGGAUAAAGCUAUCUAAUUGAUAAACGUAACACAAUUGAAUAACAGAGAAUCGAGGCCAAAGCAAAAGAAAAAAAAGAAAAAAACAAACAAAACCGAAUAUAAAUCCGGUAAGAACUAGACUAAAUCAUCAAAGAGCCACGAUGAUUUGCUAGUGAUAGUGCCGGCAAACAUGGUGCUAAACAAGCCACCAGUUUCCAGAGUCGAAGCCCGACAACCGGGAGUCAUAAGCCGAUGAGAAUCCGGUGAAUCGAUGAAGAAAUUCAUCAACCGUCCCGUUGAUUCCUUCCGGCAAAAGACGAAGAACACUCCCUCUGAAAUCCAUAUUUUCCCUCUGAAUGAUUUUUUAUGGAUAAGAAGAAAAGAGAGAAUUUUCUCUCCCUCGAGAGAAGAGAGAAGUAGAGUGUUUCUGUUUGACCAGGAAAAACAGAUAUUAACAUUCUAAAAGCGUUGUCAGCAAAAAAAAAACAUUCUAAAAACCAAAAACCAUUAAUUUAUAUUUUCGUUAUUAGCCUAUAUAUUAUACAAUUGUUUUUUUCAUUAAGAAACCCACCUACACCUAUCCUACUUGCACACCUAUAAUAUCAAAAGAGGAUCAUACAUCUCUACGCUCUCAGCUUGACAUAAAACAAAGGCAUUAUUGAAGGCCACAGUGAAUUUGCUACAUAAAAUAUGAGUUUUAAGUGUAUACUAUUUUUUAUACUUCACAGUUAUGGUUAUUCAUAUGUUUUGAUUUUUUUUUUAAUUAUAUUAGUUGAUGAAAUGUCUUAUUGAUGUUUAAACAACUAAGUCUAAAUAAAUAAUUUGGAAUUUGGAGUUUUUUUUUUAUAAUUUACCAUUUUCAUGUAUAUUUGUUUAUGAAGUAUACAAUUUGGAUAAUUUUUGUAUAUUAAUACAUAUAUGCUAAUAAAGACAAAAUUUUCAUAGUUUUGGAUUUGAUAUUUUUAUAUAGAUCAUAAUUUAUUUUAUAUUAGUUAUAACACUUGUAAUAUUUGAUUAAUUAGAAAUAAGUAAUCAUAAAAGAUAAAACAUUAUUAGGCAAUAUUUUAAACAUAUUGUAAAUAUUAUAGUGCUAAAAAUAAAAAUGGCCUAUUUAUUUUUUGAUUUUUAAAUCUAUGACCAAUAUUGAUGUGGGUAAGCAUAAUAUUCCUUUUUGAUUGAUAUUUUGGAAUAAAUUUUCCUUGAUAUUAUCAUGAUUGUUUUACAAAAAUUGUUACAAUCACGACUGUUUAUACCAUUAUAAUUUUUUAAACCUUUGAACAAUAUUGUUUCUGUUAAAUGAAUAUACCCGUAAUUGAUAUUUGAUUAUUUUGAAUACACACCCAACUUCAUCUUCUCCAAAUGUAUGUGUUUAGUACCUCCAAAAAAUCAUAUAAUACAAAGAGAGAACAAUCACUUCUAUAAGGCUAACACAAUUUAAAGAAAAAAUUAAAGAGCAGUAAUUCAAAUAUGGGUCGAGAUGUUUACUAUAAAUAAAACACUGUUAGCAACAUACAAAGUAUGGUUGGAUAUAAUCAUAAAAUAUCACAUAUAAAAAGAAAUUGUAAUUUUUAUUUUAAAUAAUAGUAUAUAGAUAUUUGAAUAUUACUGCAUUGUCUAGAGGAAGAAAGUGGACCAAUGAUGACCAUUAAAAGGCGCAUAUCAUACACCAUAAACAGUAUUUAUUUAUUCAAAAAUAAGAUGUUACAAUACGGUACAUGAUAAUAAAUCAAUAAUCAUUAUCUUCCUAUGAUAAUAUGAACUAAGCAAGUCAGGUUAUGUUAGUAAAAUAAGAAUGAAAUCAUUAGAUUUGAUCUAUGUUUGUAUUUUAUCCGGUAACAUAUAUAUAUUCCUAAAGAUAUGAUUAACAUAUGUCAAAUGUACACAAAUGGUCUGGUUAGAAGGAUGUUAUUUUUUAAAAUGGUUUGAUUAGAUUUGUGUCCAGGGCCGGGCCUGAAAAAUAUUGGCCACAAGCAAAAAAUUAUUUUUGGGUCUUUUAUUUCAUAAAAACAGUGAAAAUAAUGAAAAAACGGUUGGGAGAUUUGAUCCCGAGUCCAUUUCCGCACUGAGAGUAAAAUUACUAGUAGAGCUACACGAUCUCUUUAUUUAUUAUUGGCCCUUAAAACAUAUAUAUUUUUUUUGGGCCCCAAACACAUGUUUGAUGGGCUUCUAUUCAGGCCGACCCUGUUUGUGUCUUACAUUUGUUUUAUAUAUGUGAAUAAAAGAUAAGUUUAAUAUAUUGUUAGGAUUUAGUUAUGUAAAUCCAAAAAUAGUGUAACCAUUUUCCUAGGGAAAAUCCAUUUAAAAAAAUCACACAUGAGUAGAAGUUGUGACUUCUAUUUUAAUAGUAUAUGUAUAUUUACAUAAUGCCUUUGUUUUAUGUACACAGUUCGCUUCAUCAAGCAAAAUUGGUGUCAGCAUUCUUGCAAUGUUUCCUUGUACCUCUUUCAUUACAAGUUAAUGAUAUUUACAAUUAUUUAGACAUGUAUUUCGACUUUUGUGAAACCAAAAUAUCUCCUCUGCCUUAUAUGCUUUAUCCCACUCCUUUUUCAAAAAUAAAACCCACUCGGGUUGUGACAUUAUUCAAACUCAUACCAUGAUCUAGUUUUGGCCCAACUCUCCUUCAGACCUCGUGUUAUGGCAAGUAAACUAUGUGAACCUUGAAGGUUUCUCAACCUCUCGCACUUGGGAAACAAUCAGACAUCCUCAGCCUGUAAACGACGGGACGUAUUAUGUCUGGUUCAAAGGAGGUGUUCCCAAACAUGCAUUCACUUUUCGGAUUGCAUAUCAUGAUACAUUGGUGACAACAGCUAGACUUGCAGUAUAGGGACUAAAUAUCUUAACUGCCUGUUGCCUGUUGCCUAUGCAACUAUGUUUUCCUCACAGGCGUGGCAAUCAACAUCAAUCCAUACUUGGGCUGCACUUAUCGACCGGCUUGCCAUCAAGGUCUCCUCAACACUUAUCUUACGCUUGGCAAAAAGGUAUAUUAUUGGAAUGGUAGGAUUUGUGACUAAACGACCUGAACAAAAAAAAACUAUCUAAAAUUAAUGAUUUAAAUUAAAUAUAUAAAUCAAAUUUAUAUUAUAUAUAAUUUUAAAUUAUAUAAUUAUAUAAAAUCAGCUUAAUUUAUAUAUGAAUUACAUAUAACCAUAUUAAUUUAAUAUAAAAUGAUCUAGGUAGCAUUAAAUAUAUAUGUUUAGGUGCUAAAUCUAUUACAAUAGUGGAUAAAUCUUAUUAAACCGGACUACCCGAGCGAGACGGAUACUAGGGUUUUGGGCCUUUUUCUCUCUAUUUAUUAGGGUUUUGUGUUCUUCUUUCUAGAGAUCUUCCAAAACUAUGGCAAAGGAGGAGCACUCCUCCCAAACACCGUCUCUGAUUACGUCACUUCCCCAAGACGCCAUCGUUGACAUCUUUGCCCGUAUGUCGAGAUUCGACUAUCCAACACUCUCCCUAGUUUGCAAGCACUUCCGGUCAAUAGUAACGUCGCCAGAGAUAUUCACAAGACGAGCCUUGUUGGGACGCACGGAGCACUGUCUCUAUGUUGUUCUAUGUUUGCAGAACCGUACGCGUAUUUAUAUUCUCCGCAAGAACAAAACCAACGGCGAUACCUCUUUGGUCUUGAUCCCGUCGCUUCCUGCUAUGCCUAUGUAUCUAAACUUCGUAGCAGCGGGGUCGAGGAUAUACGCGUUUGCUCGGAAGAGCGAUUACGAAAUGAUGACAUUAAGCAUUGGCUGUGGAUCUCACAGCGUGCAACCCUUCCCUAGUAUGCCUACACACCUGAAUCUUAUAGUGGCUGGCAUCAUAGAGGGGAGAAUCUACGGAGUUGGAUGUCGCUUUUCUUCGGAGGAGUGGGAGAGGGUGAUGGUGGUGUUCGAUACAAAAACACAAGUGUGGGAGCCUGGGAUGAUAUCAGUAAUGAAGGAGGGUUUUAUGUGUGGUUGUGUGGUGAUGGCUGACAAGAUUUACACGAGGGAUUAUGCUAACACCUUUGUUUACGAUCCAAAGGAGAAUAAAUGGGAAAAGGACGAGAUGCUGAAUCUACACAAGUGGGAAAAUGCGUGUGUUGUUGAUGACGUGUUGUACUACUUAGAUUGUAAUGAGAAAGAGUUAAGGGCGUAUGAUGGAAAGCAGAGUUGUUGGCAAGUGGUGAAAGGUUUGGAAGCAUUGUUGCCCGAGACGAGAAGAAGAAAAGAGUGGUCACAGACUGUGAAUUACGAUGGGAAACUGGCUUUGUUUUAUCCUAAAGAAAACUGUGAAAUUUGGUGCGCGGAGAUUUUGCUGGAAACACGUAAAGGAGGGGAGAUUUGGGGUACUGUUGAGUGUUGCCGUCAUCUCGUGACUUCGCAAUCAUGCUUUAUGAAAGCUCUAGAUGUUGUUGUCUGAUACCACACCUCUCCAUAUAAUAAACUUGUGCUUGGUUCUUUUUUAUAAAAGUUUCCUUGUCCUGCUUCACCUUAUUGCCUAGAUGAGUUUUCUUGUCGCCUUUGAGAAUCCACAACGUUUACAAUGACAAAAUGUGAUAGGAAUACCCUUUAUCUAUCCGGUUUGGUUAAUAUGGUUUAGUAGUGUUAUUUAUCAAUUUCGGUUUAGCUAUUUUGUUUAAGCAAACACUAUAUCUAAACUUUUACCCAUUUGGGAUUUUCAUUGAUCAAGAAUACAACUUUAUCUUCUUCAUCAAGUCUUCUUCUCUAUCACCACCCUCAUCGCUUAUCAUCAUCUUCUUCACAUGAAUUCAGCAUCUUAGAGAUGAUAUUUGUUCCAUUUUAGAUCAUCUUUUGACAUGUGUUCACCUCGUCUUUGAUCCUCGGUGGAUUCUUGACAGGACCCUAUUUUCAAGUUACAUUUUUGUAUCAGAGUCAGUUUCGGAUACCAAUGAAACAGGAAAGCCAGUGUAAUAAGUUUCAAUCUAGAAAUCCACCAAGAUUCUAUUUUACCGGCACACUUGGCACUACUCAAUCUUGUCACCCAACUUGGUAACGGUCCAAGCUCAGCCACAAGCUUAGUAACCGCCUAGAUCAGCCACUAGCUCACUUCACCCUGCCAAUUGCCUCAACUGCCUUGUAACCCAUCAAUAUGAUUUGAGCUUCCUAACAACUGGUCCAUCUAACUGAACUCAGACUUCCAGUUGAUCCAGGUAGCUAAGCUCAGGCUCCCAGCCCCAUCCAGCUCUAAACUUCAUGUUUCUUAAUGUUUCAUUGACUAAAUAUUCUUCUCUUCAUGAUUUAGCCAUUAUUCUCCAGACCCUGACAUGAUUAUCUGAUAGUCUUUGACCAGCCGUUCAUGUCCUUGUCCAUGGUUUGUCCCAGCGAAGAUGGGAGCAAAGACAAUAAAUAUAAUAAAUUUGUGGUUAAAUUAAGUUUUAUAAUGGUGUUCCAAAAAUAGUGUUCCAAAAAAUACGUUUUAUAAUUAAAUUUCAUAAAUGUAAAAUGAUAUAUAUAUUUUAUAUAUAAAAACAAAAUUAUAAAUAAGCAUUAUUAGAACAAAAUAAAUUGAAGAUGUACGUAGGGUUCAAUUAGAAGGAUUUCGGGUUUUUUUUAUGUGAAAAAAGUGUUGAACUAUGGUUAAUAGGUGAGUGAGGAGUGAAAGUAACCACUAGACUACAUAGAUUUCGGGUUUUGGGGAUAUGGAAUUUAGUCACAUUUGGCUAUUCUUAAGGUUGGAUUCGAAUUCGAUUUCGGGUUCUCCAGAUUUAGUUCGGAUAUAGUAACACAUCGCAAACUUAGUUGAA
Messenger RNA from Brassica napus (rape), 8981 nucleotides. RefSeq names its product F-box/kelch-repeat protein At4g38940-like. The record is from RefSeq and is a predicted model, not a curated record. Gene Ontology annotation, molecular function: protein binding. The coding region runs from base 6590 to 7636 and encodes 348 amino acids. Lineage: Eukaryota; Viridiplantae; Streptophyta; Magnoliopsida; Brassicales; Brassicaceae. The transcript has a single exon.